Molecule: messenger RNA, 1811 nt
Organism: Anguilla anguilla (European eel)
Lineage: Eukaryota; Metazoa; Chordata; Actinopteri; Anguilliformes; Anguillidae
Gene: hoxb6b
Product: homeobox B6b
Exons: 2
Coding region: 431-1114 (227 amino acids)
Biological process (GO): anterior/posterior pattern specification; regulation of transcription by RNA polymerase II
Cellular component (GO): nucleus
Molecular function (GO): RNA polymerase II cis-regulatory region sequence-specific DNA binding; DNA-binding transcription factor activity, RNA polymerase II-specific
Source: RefSeq, a predicted model, not a curated record
UCAAACAUAGGCUAUUGAUCACUGUGGGCUUCAAAGCUAUUGCAUUUUCGGGACAUAAUUCCUUAACUAUUGGUAUGCAUACCGCACACGAAAGAAAUGCGUAAAACGCUUUUAGUCCCAGCGUGAUUCAAAUUUCCUGAUAUUAUUGGAAAGGGAGGAAAAACGGCGAAAAACGGUUCAGCUCUCUGGAUUGAGUUGAGGUAUACGGCGCGUGCAAUCAAAACCCCCUCAUGGGGGCUAUUUUGCUAUCAUAGACGCAUGCGAUUGGUCCACCUCUGAUCAGAUGGUAUAGUUCCCCUCUGCCCCACACUGGCACCUCGCCACCCCCCUUCAGCAAAAACCCAAUCUCCGAUAAACUACUAAUAGCUAAACCACUUGGACUAUAAAACACAACAAAUCAUAAUCCCUGGAAAAGAACGGUGCACUCCCAAUGAGUUCCUAUUUUGUAAACUCAACUUUCCCUGUGACUCUGCCCGGCGGACAGGAGUCUUUCUUGGGACAGAUACCGUUAUACUCCUCCGGAUACACGGAUCCUUUAAGACACUAUCCCACCGCCGCCUAUGGAGCUACCAAUGUGCAAGACAAGGCUUACCCGUCCUCUUAUUAUCAGCAAGCGAGCGGUGCCUACGGUCGGACCAGUACUACCGGUGCAUGCGACUAUUCGACGGCCAGUUUUUACAGAGAAAAAGACGCCGCCUGUGCGCUUUCAAGUUUAGAAGAGCACUCGCUCGUUUUAAACCAGGAUCAGCGUAAAUCAGACUGCCCGGGACAGAAUAAAAGCAUAUUCACUGAUGGCGACGAAAUGAAGUCUUCUGCCCCGGUCUACCCCUGGAUGCAAAGGAUGAAUUCGUGCAAUGGAACCUUCGGCAACACUGGCCGCAGGGGUCGUCAGACAUACACCCGAUAUCAGACACUGGAGUUGGAGAAAGAGUUCCAUUUUAACAGGUAUUUGACCAGACGGCGUCGAAUCGAGAUUGCGCACGCCCUAUGCCUGACUGAACGGCAGAUAAAGAUAUGGUUCCAGAACCGACGGAUGAAGUGGAAAAAAGAAAAUAAACUGAUCAACUCUUCACAAUCCAACGCAGAAGAGGAGGAAGACAAGAGGACAGAAUGACGACAAAGAUGCAAUAAUAAUAAUAAUAAUAAUAAUAAUGGAUGCAGAUAAACUCGAAAUAAAAUCAAGAUUUUUUCCCGUUAUUUGCACCGGUGAAGUUGUGUUUCGUAAGUUUGCUGUAGCAUUCCAGUUGUCCUCCCUACUAUAUAUAUAUAUAUAUAUAUAUAUAUAUAUAUAUAUAUAUAUAUUCCGUGAAACCGAUUUCCUGAUUGUGUCUUGUAUUCUCAUUUAGAAUUUUUCUCCCAUGACGUAUAUUGUCGUGCUCAAGAAGACUAUUUCAAAUAUAUGUCAUGUUCGUGUUCUUGUUUAAAUUGUAAAAAUUAAAAAAGCCAAUUCUUUGCAUGAUUAAAUUGCAUAUUUCUUUCGUAAGUUAAAUACCUGGGGUCUAGAUGUGACUUUAUUUAUAGUUUAAGGACAACCAAUCUACUGAAACAGAGCUACCUAGACUAGCUCAGAAGCAUAUAUUUUAUUAACUUUAUACGUGGUUGUGUUUGUAGCUUUGUCACGAGAGCUAUAUAAAGGAAGAAUCCCUCAGUAAAAAUGUCUCAACUUGUUAAUCUGUCAUAUUUUAAAGCGAAGCUGGUCUACGUCUGUUGUAUCAUGGACAUUUAUUCAGACAACACCUGAGGGCGGUGCCACUGUGAAAAAUCACAUUUCAUUUCCAGUUAUGUCCAAAUAAAUUGUCUUACUGAGAUUA